AUGAACCAUACACAACUAUCGCUGGUGGUACAAAGCAGAAAAACGAAAGACGAAGAACGUCGUACGUUGAUAUGCGGAUUGACUAGAUCGGAAUCUCUAAAAGUACUUGCAGCACUCCUCGUACCUCUCACCAUCGGCAUCUUCACAGUAGUCACUACUUUUCAAGAAAACUAUGUGGAUAAACAAAAUCGUCUCACAGACCUAGAAAUUGCUGCUCAACAACGGGAUCACGAACAACAGCAGGCGAAAGAAUUGCAGAUACAAACAGCCUAUGUUGCAUAUAUAAAAGAAAUGGGCGAUCUUUUAUUAAAAUCGGAUAAAAAUUUGUCCAAGGAUGAAUUGAAAAAUCGUCGAAUAAUUAUUCGAGCCAAAACCCUCUCGACUCUUCGUCAAUUGGAUCCGCAACGAAAAACGCAUCUGAUCCAGUUUUUACAUGAAGCCGGUCUGCUGCAUAAAAAUAGAAAGCCAAUUGAUUUGGAUGGAGCAGAUUUAAGUAAUACGAAUUUUAGUGGUUCAGAGGUCCUUGGUCUAAAUCUAAACUAUGUAUCUCUUUCGUACGUUACACUCAUAAAUGCAACGUUUAUUAACGUUGAUCUCGAAUCAGCUGAUUUCAGCUGGUCUGUCUUAACAUACGGUUCCUUUAUAAAUAGUUAUCUGGAUGGAGCAAAUUUUUCUCAUUGUGAAAUGGCAUACUCGUACUUUAAUGAUGUUUCUGUUGACAACACUAUAUUCAGUGAUGUAAAUUUGACCGGUACAAAGGCAAAUUCGUGGGACUUUCCUCGUCGAAUCAUAAACUCAUUAUUAUCAGAUGGUACAUAUGUCUACAAUAGCUCUGAUAAUGGUGUAACAGACACGUUCAGUUUAUCGAAUUUAAUUUCCAAUAGUGACGUCAACGACGGAAAAAAAUGUGCAAAUGAUACUAAAGAAGCUAAAGCAGGUGAUCAUCCAUCCUGGAGAUACUUCGAGAAAACAAUAGCAACAGUAAUAGACUAUGAUGCGUUUUCCUCGUUUCACAAGAACCGUAGUGGUGAUUGUGUCUUCUGGGGAGGAGAAUUCAAUGAUCCCGAUUCCUACAUUUAUCAAACAAUCGAUUUGUCCUCUUAUUCACGUUUAAUAGACUCCGAUAAAGCGUGGUAUGAAUUCAGAGUCAGUGCAGGAGGAAUAGAGACUGAUAAAGACUAUGUCAGAGUAUCAUUUGGCAUUCGAUCGAUGUCUCGUCAGACAUUGCUUCGUCAUGAACUCCGUAAGUAUAAUACUCUCUCAAGUAAUUGUUGUUUUUAUUUAUUACCAACAAGUAAUUCUCACCUUCAUCGUACACUUUUAGGGCACGUAACUAACAGUGAUAGAGAAAAUCAGAGCAAACUCAUCUUAAGAAGCAGCAGUGGUUUACUACCAAAAUAUUCGCGUGCAUUUUCCAUCUAUAUUAAAUUUAUUAAAGUUGGUAAUGGAUCGUUUAAUAAUGGAUUAAUUGAUGAUUUUAGUUUAAUAAUUAAACAAGUUAGUGAAACUGUUUAG
This is a messenger RNA of Didymodactylos carnosus, 1515 nucleotides long. NCBI's taxonomy places the organism in Eukaryota, Metazoa, Rotifera, Eurotatoria, Philodinida, Philodinidae. The record is from the annotation of a GenBank genome assembly.